AAGAAUAACUAGCAUAUACAAGGUUCAAAUUUUUAUUUCGUUAAUAGUAAAUUUCCUAUCAGAAAUAGUUGCAUUUUAUGCAAUGACCAUAACAUAUAUUCAAAAGGAAAAAACUUUAGAACUUACUGUUAAUUAUUACCAGCAAGAAAGUUUAAUUUUGAUUGCAUUUUUCUCAAAAAUAAUGUACAUCAGUAACUCAUGUUACAAUGUUACUUUAGAGGCUGGUAAAACUAAGGAGCAUCUUCUUUAUUUAGUAAAAGAUGUAAAUUUGAACUCUGAGAUUAAUGAAUUUAUUCAACAAAUGGAACAAUUUCCCGUUGUAUUUUCAAUUUGUGGAUAUCAAUUAAGUCAUCACAUGAUAACAUGUUUUAUAUUAGCAAUUGCGGAUAUAUUGACAUUUGUAUUGCAACUGUACCCCGUGAAACCAUUGGAUCCACAAGAAUAGGAUAAAUAAAGGAUAUAGUUCAAAAUAUGAUAAGAGCGUACUUUUCUCUUUGAAUUUUAAUUUUA
Leptopilina heterotoma is the source of this 510-nucleotide messenger RNA. RefSeq lists its product as uncharacterized. The record is from RefSeq and is a predicted model, not a curated record. Lineage: Eukaryota; Metazoa; Arthropoda; Insecta; Hymenoptera; Figitidae. The transcript has 4 exons. Bases 83 to 445 code for a protein of 120 amino acids.